This is a messenger RNA of Trichoderma virens Gv29-8, 672 nucleotides long. RefSeq lists its product as uncharacterized. The transcript is spliced from 2 exons. The coding region runs from base 1 to 672 and encodes 223 amino acids. The record is from RefSeq and is a predicted model, not a curated record. Lineage: Eukaryota; Fungi; Ascomycota; Sordariomycetes; Hypocreales; Hypocreaceae.
AUGUCUUCAAUCAAACUCAUCACCCUUCAUGCUCAUAGCAGCGGGCCAAACCCAUGGAAGGUCGUAAUAAUUCUUGAGGAAUUGAAGUUGCCAUACACUCUUGUUCACGAGACAUUCUCUUCUAUCAAAUCAGCCCCGUACACUGACAUAAACCCAAAUGGCCGUGUACCUGCGAUUCAUGACCCAAAUACUGGCCUCACGCUGUGGGAAUCUGGUGCCAUCAUCGAAUACCUUGUCGAAAGCUAUGAUAUCGAACAGAAGAUUUCUCAUGGCCUCCAAAGUCCGCAAAAGUGGCUGGAGAAGCAAUAUCUGUACUUUCAAGUCUCGGGCCAAGGUCCGUAUUUCGGUCAAUAUACUUGGUUUGCAAGGUUUCAUCAUGAACAGCUACCCUCUGCAAAGGAGCGCUAUUUGAACGAGAUCAAGCGUGUUAUUGGCGUGUUGAACAAGAUACUCGAAGGCAGAAAUUAUCUGGUGGGAGAAAAGGCAACUUAUGCCGACUUGAGCUUCAUCACUUGGGCUUUGAUCGGACAGAAUGCAGUGGAAUCUGCAGGUGUCGAUCUAGAGAAAGAAGCUCCUAAUUACACGGGUUGGAUAAAGCGUCUUCUAGACCGCCCUGCGGUAAAGAAAGCACUAGAAGAGAAAGAAAAGGCCUCUUCUACACCUACUCAUUGA